Molecule: messenger RNA, 682 nt
Organism: Culicoides brevitarsis
Lineage: Eukaryota; Metazoa; Arthropoda; Insecta; Diptera; Ceratopogonidae
Gene: Oli
Product: class E basic helix-loop-helix protein 22
Exons: 2
Coding region: 1-678 (225 amino acids)
Biological process (GO): axon development; positive regulation of transcription by RNA polymerase II; sensory organ development
Cellular component (GO): nucleus
Molecular function (GO): E-box binding; DNA-binding transcription factor activity, RNA polymerase II-specific; protein dimerization activity
Source: RefSeq, a predicted model, not a curated record
AUGCACUUUUUCCCUCUCACGGAUGACGAUCAGGCUGUUUUCGGUCUCAUGGAUCCUCAUCACCAAUACAACUUUCAACUUGCAGCUGCUGCUAACAUGACGACGACACCGCACGAUCAAAGCUCCAGCUCUCCGCAAAAUCUCCCCGGACGACGAACUCCCUUAGGUGCCGUCGGUUUGGGCGGUUUUUACGGGCAACCCAGCACAUCGCAUCACCCACAUCCGUCACACGAGAAUUCCAACGAAAAUCGCCCGGUCGAGCGCAUGAUGAGACCUUCAGGCGGCGCCGCCCGCCAAUCCGCAGCUGGAGCUAAUCCCAAUGGGGGCAAACACAAAAAUCGCCAAGGAAAAGUCGUGAGAUUGAAUAUUAAUGCGCGUGAACGACGUCGCAUGCACGAUUUAAAUGACGCCCUGGAUGAGCUCCGAAGUGUCAUUCCGUACGCACAUUCGCCUUCGGUGCGAAAAUUAUCAAAAAUUGCCACUUUAUUGCUCGCCAAGAACUAUAUUUUGAUGCAGGCGAAUGCGCUGGAGGAGUUACGACGACUUUUGGCGUAUGUGCAAACAACGACAGGCGCUACCCCCUUGGAUCUCGGUAGUUUUCCGGCAGCUGCCAAGUUGCAACAGCUCCUCAAUCAACCGCACGAGGCUCUCAACAGCGGAAAUAUCUCGUCGUCUUAAGUUU